Molecule: messenger RNA, 2970 nt
Organism: Dendroctonus ponderosae (mountain pine beetle)
Lineage: Eukaryota; Metazoa; Arthropoda; Insecta; Coleoptera; Curculionidae
Product: E3 ubiquitin-protein ligase RNF19A
Exons: 12
Coding region: 362-2620 (752 amino acids)
Biological process (GO): positive regulation of proteasomal ubiquitin-dependent protein catabolic process; ubiquitin-dependent protein catabolic process; protein polyubiquitination
Cellular component (GO): ubiquitin ligase complex; cytoplasm
Molecular function (GO): ubiquitin protein ligase activity; zinc ion binding; ubiquitin conjugating enzyme binding
Source: RefSeq, a predicted model, not a curated record
AUAACCUACCGUGAAACGUCACUUUCAUUCCGUUUCAUUUCACAGCAGUUUUGCAUUUGCUGUUGCUCGAUUUCGAAAAAAAAACAGUGUACGUAAUUGACUAUUACUGUGCGAAAGAACCACAACAUUAACAGCAGUUCGGAGCGCAGUUGAGUACCGUGUUUCUAAGUUGUGUUAUUGCUGACUUUUGCAUUUGAACUACCUACGCCCAUUGUGUUGUGAUUCAUCCAAGUUGAAGAAUAAUUCUUGCCUUUAAUUCACUGACUAUUCAAGAUACUAUUUAAGAUAUCCAUAACUAUGAGGCAAUGUCAACAAUAAAUCGCUACCAAACUCAUAGAAUUGAAGUCUCGUAGUUAACAUUAUGAGAGGUUCCCUAGAUGGGAGUGGUGAAGGAGCUGGGGGAUUAUCGCCCUGUGUUGGAGCGCCGAGAAACAAAAAGCGAUUUCCUGGUCGUUGGUCGCUACGCCAGCUGAUCUACUCUUCGCCAUUAGCCCGAAGACGAAGUUCAGGAAGCGGAGUCGGAACAUCAAACAAAGUUUAUCGGAAAGUUGAUCAUAAUAACACCGUUAAAGAUUCGGUGGAUGGAAAAUCUGCCCAUACAUCGAAAGAAAAUGAUAAGCAUCCUGGAGAAUUGCUUCGAGCUACUAGCAAGUCAUCCAUGUAUGCAUCGAGUACAAAAAGCGGAGACGGUGGUAGUCCUGCUAUUUGGGAGUGUCCUUUAUGCCUAGCUGAGCUCACACCAGAUGAUUUUUGUGAAUUGAACGCUUGUGGACAUAGAGCGUGUAUAACGUGCUUCCAACAUUACUUGCGAGUAGAAAUUACCGAAUCCAGAGUGUGCAUUUCUUGUCCAGAAUGUUUGGAACCAAUGCACCCAAAUGAAAUCAAAAGUAUCCUGAGCAACCCCGCAUUAUUUGAAAAAUAUGAAGACUUUAUGGUUCGAAGGGUACUGGCGGUUGAUCCAGAUACUAGAUGGUGUCCGGCUCCGGAUUGCAGCUUUGCCGUGAUAGCUUCUGAAUGCGCUAGCUGCCCGAAGUUACGCUGCGAAAGACCUGGGUGUCACUCAUACUUUUGCUAUCACUGCAAGGCCGAAUGGCAUCCCAAUCAGACAUGCGACGCUGCACGUGCUCAGCGCUCGCCCAACUUACGUUCUUCGUCGGUGGCGUACAGUCAGGACUCUCAGCACAGGGAUGAUAUUAAACCAUGUCCCCGAUGUCAGGUUCUGAUUGUGAAAAUGGAUGAUGGGUCUUGUAAUCACAUGAUGUGUGCUGUGUGUGGUGCUGAAUUCUGUUGGCUGUGCAUGAAGGAGAUUAACGAUCUACAUUUUUUAAGCCCAUCAGGUUGCACGUUUUGGGGCAAGAAGCCCUGGUCAAGGAAAAAGAAGAUUUUGUGGCAGCUGGGCACUCUUGUUGGUGCACCAAUAGGAAUUGCUCUUGUCGCUGGCAUCACUGUACCCGCAAUGGUCAUUGGGAUUCCUGUUUGGGUUGGAAAGAAGCUUUUUACCAGAUAUAGAACUGCAAAUAGGCAUAAGAGAAAUGCUGCUAUUGUAGGAGGAGUAAUAGCCUCGGUAAUGAUCACACCGCUACUCGCUGGUUUAGCCGUGGGUAUUGGAGUACCAAUACUACUCUUUUACGUAUACGGGGUUGUACCUGUAUCCUUGUGCAGGAAUGGAGGUUGCGGGGGAUCAAGCGCUAGUGAAGAACUUUCAACACCUGCUCCAGACACAUCCUCAGUGGAUGCGAUCAGCACUAAGGAGCCGGCCAAUCCUAGCAUAGGAGAAGUUAGUCUUAGUUUGGCAUCUGGAAGUCAUAGAGAUGCAGAUAGAGAAAGCGCUAGCACCGUAGCACUGGCAGGAAGUUUGCAUCAGGCGGCUCAACGAUUAGAAGUCCAAGCAGAUCUGGCUUCGGCGCAGCGCUUUAGUUUGAGCAGUUUGACGGAAUCAGUAAAUGCCAGUAUCACUUUGGAUGAUGGAGGCGCUAGCGUUAGAGCUCUAGCCGGUUCGUUAAUGAAUUAUAAGCAGGUGAAUGGGAGUGAUUCUUGCAGCUGCUUAACAACUGAAGAUGGUACUUCAGAGCGUGUCCGUUUCGAUGACAAUGUGAGUUUUAUAGCGGCAAAUCAAGCAGAAAAAACUAGCAUUGGAAGUAGCUGCAGCUUUAGAGCUCGUUGCUCAAAAUCCAAUAUGGGUAAAGCGUCACCCGCUCAAGAUACCCUAUCCAACGAUAGUAUUUACAUUGACAUGGACGAUAAAACGCCCCGCAAGUUCUCAUCACAAGCAGCUGCUCUACGUUCCCAAUUUUUUCACUCAAUAAAUGAGUGCAAGCCGGCUAGUAAAAGCUUGGACGAUAAAACCAUUAUAGAGGUAUCCAAUGAGACAUUGGACAAAACGAUGGUUCCAGUUAUCAAAGAAACUAAAAGUAUCGUUAUUUGCCAGCUAAGACCAGCUUCAGCUUCGUCAAUUGUCAGUUUCAACGAUCAACUUAAAGUUGAUGGUUCUUCAAAUAAAAACUGCUCUAGCGAAAGCUUGCACAAUUCGUCGGUACCGUUGAUAACAGAGUCACAAAAUAUAGUCAUUCGUCCGGUGAAGAUGUCUUCUACAAUUAUGCAUGAGAGUACCCAGCUAUAGUUACCCAAUUUAUUGGAAGACUGAUACGUAAUUAUAAAAAAUAAUCGUAUUUAUUUUUAAGAAUGUAAAUUAUGGCUUACGGAUUAUGUUUGGCAUUGUUUCUUGUCCAGUAAGGGGCAGCUAUGAGAUCCUUUAAUAUGCGCAUUGUAAUGAAGUUCCAUUAAAUAUUUACAUACCAUAUUUUUAUAAUAUUUUAAAUGUUUUCUUUUAGAAAUCUUCAUUUUUAUUUUAACUUUACUGUUAAAAUCUUCGGUUUUGAACUUUAGUAAGCCUCCUUGUAAGUCCUAUUUUUACUAUAACCAACUAUGCUAUAUAUGAAAGAAUCCCAAUAAACAUAACUGGAAAAUGUC